This is a messenger RNA of Schizosaccharomyces osmophilus, 816 nucleotides long. RefSeq names its product mitochondrial ribosome assembly protein Mam33 (gene mam33). Bases 1 to 816 code for a protein of 271 amino acids. The transcript is spliced from 2 exons. Gene Ontology annotation, biological process: cytosolic ribosome assembly. Gene Ontology annotation, cellular component: mitochondrial matrix. The record is from RefSeq and is a predicted model, not a curated record. NCBI's taxonomy places the organism in Eukaryota, Fungi, Ascomycota, Schizosaccharomycetes, Schizosaccharomycetales, Schizosaccharomycetaceae.
AUGAGUUUUGUAAGGACCUUUCCUCGUUUCCGAGUAGCUACUCAGGCUAUUUUCAAGCAAUUUUCUACCUACCGGGCUGUUGCUUCUCCUAGAGUUGCACGUUUGCAGAGAUGCCAACCUGUUGCCCGAGCUCCUUUGGGCAUUCGUAUGGCUUCAACUGAUUCCAGAAAAGAUUUGUUAGCUGCUUUGGAGUCUGAAAUUGAAUACGAAAAGAAACACGUUUUGACCGACACUUCUUUACCUCCUAUCCCGUAUGAAAUUGAGGACAUCCGUGGAGAUGCUACUGUGAAGUUGAAAACACAGAAGGGUGAUGAAACUAUCUAUAUCAAGUUCAAUGUCUCUGACGAUACUCAAGAGCCCGCCAUAGAGGAUAAGGAAUUGAGUGAAUUUGAAGAAUAUGAUAACAAAGGUCAACAACAGCCCAUUGAAGAGAUCCCAGAAGACGAAGUCGGUACUUCUGAGGCGUUGGGUCGCUUCCAACCUUGUACCGUUGAAGUUGUGAAUCCUAAUGUCGGUGUUUUAGCUUUUGAAGCUAUGGCUUAUGAUGAAGGCUUCGAAAUCGAAAACAUUUUCUUCUCUAAAGAUACCAACGUUUUAACUUCGGACAGCGUCGAGGCUGAGUGGUCUCGCCGCAAACAAUAUCUUGGCCCUUCCUUUAAGGAAUUGGACCCUGAGCUUCAAGACCUCUUCCAUAAUUUCUUGGAAGAGCGUCACAUUGAUUCUGAAACAGCUUCCUUUGUCAUUUCUUUUGGAUUAACCAAAGAACUUAAGGAGUACGUUCGUUGGUUGGAAAAUGUUCGCGACUUUGUUAAGUAG